AUGCAAUUUCCAAGUGCCUGGGGAAGCCUUGCUGAGCUACAGCCAUCAGUGCAGAGGAGGGUGCUGAGCUCCAAGCAGAAGCACCGGCUCUGGCAGCGGCGGGAUCUGAGCGCUCCUCGGGCAGCCCGGUUCAUUCCCGCAACCGCGGCAGAGCCUCUCCCGGGCUCCGCCGUGUCCCCCGCGGCCGCUGCUCCCACAAGCACCGACCCGGCGCUCAGCACCAGCCGGCUGCCCUCCUCGGCACAGGAAGGCCGCAAGGCGCCGGCGCCGCGGGGACAGCGCAGCACAGCGACCCCGCGCCCCCGUGGGGCAGAGGCGAACCGCGCCCCGGCGGACGGUUCGGGCGGCCCCGCACGGUCACGCCCCCCUCAGGCGGUGUCGCCGCCGCCCCCGGGACGGCCCCGGCUCCCGCCCACAGGGGCAACCGGCGCGUUCCGGCCCGCCCCUUGCGGGACCGCAGCCUCUCCCGCUGCCGCCGCCGGGGGGAUCCCCGCCCCGCCGAGGCAGUCCCCGUCCCGUCUGGCGGCGGCCCCGCUACGCGCGGGAGGAGGGGGGGGACACACACAGUCACGCGACCCGCCCCUUUCGCAGCCCGCCCCGCGGGAGUCGCUCGUGGCAAAGUCACCGACCCCCGAAGCCCGCCGGGCUCCAUCAAACGCCGCGGCACCGCCCACCGACGUCAUGGAAACAAGCGCGUCAGCAGCCCGCCCGCCAGUGGCGGCCGCGGAGGGGCGGGGCGAGGUGUGGGGCCACGCCCCCGCAGGCGCCGUGCCUAUCGGCGCCCCCCCCCGCCACCUCUCCCAUUGA
Molecule: messenger RNA, 807 nt
Organism: Pezoporus flaviventris
Lineage: Eukaryota; Metazoa; Chordata; Aves; Psittaciformes; Psittacidae
Product: nematocyst expressed protein 3-like
Exons: 3
Coding region: 1-807 (268 amino acids)
Source: RefSeq, a predicted model, not a curated record